AUGGAGAAAGUCAGCGGUGUAGCUUGCCGACAGCAGGUCGCCUUCACCACCUCGUUUGAUGCUGUCCUUGUUGAACGCGCCAAGCAGACAAUGACCCAGGGAGUUACAUGGCUACGAGCUACUGCCGCCGAAGUUCACGAUAUCGCCCUCUCCAUCAAAUGCAUGGGCGACAUGGCAUUCAACAUAGGGAACGGAGACAUGGCAUUCGCAAAGUGGGGCGAUACACUCAAGUUCAUCGAGAUCACACUGGAGCACAACAAGAUGAUGAGUACACGUCUGGAACCCGAUUUCCUAGCUCAACUUCAUGCGCUUGAAUGCAUGGUCUCACUUGAACAAGCGAUGUUCUUCUUCUCUGACAUGGCCGUUGACGAAAUUGGUCGCAAGUACGACCAUGUACCGAAGAAGGUGGGUUAUGCUGAGGACGCCAAACAGUACAACGAGCUCCUGGGGUAUGAGGCAGUUCCCUUGUCUGCUAUCGCUCGCUUCUACCGUUUCUUGGGUGUCGCUGAACUGGGUCUGGAUCAUCCUGUCAAAGCAGCAAAGGCAUUUGCCAAGUCCUACAAGAUGGUGACUCUCCCGCCAACUCAGAACGGCUACAACACUGCGAGAUCAUGGAAAGAGCUCACUAAGGCUCAGCGCAAGUCUAGGCUAGACGCUCUCUACACUGCCCUUCCCAAGACGCCCCACACGAUGCCAGUGUUUCAAGCCUGGAAGGGUCCUCAAGUCCAGUCAGAACAUUGGGUCAUGCGCGAACUGGGCUUUAAGGGUAACAUACCUUACGCCGACAAGAUCACUGGUGUACUUGGAAUAUACUUGACCAACAAAGCUCACCCCAAUCGUUCGCUUCCAGGACCACACCAUCGUGAGCAAGUGAACAAGCCUGAUUUACCAGGCAUCGAGCUGCUCAUUAUGUGGAUUGCCCUUGGAACGCAUCAGAUCGGUGAAGAGAGUACCCACGAUGAUCCGGAGGCUGCAAAGAUGCUGGAGAACAUGUCUCUUCGUGGCACUGGAGGUUGUCCGACUCAGUGAAUGACGGUUCAGUCAUGUGUGUGGCUCUAUGUACGCGUACAGUCAAUGUGAUCAGGAUCUGAGAUACCGUGGUGAAAGAGGCUGUUAUGUUCGGCGCAUGAGCUAUUGUGUCUACAGACACACUCUCCUUCACUUCCACCAUAGCAUAAUGCUAUCGUCUAGAUAUCCAAAUGAGAUCUUCGAAUCUGACCAACACCUUGCUACUUCUCCAAACCACUGAC
Molecule: messenger RNA, 1250 nt
Organism: Alternaria rosae
Lineage: Eukaryota; Fungi; Ascomycota; Dothideomycetes; Pleosporales; Pleosporaceae
Exons: 3
Coding region: 1-1029 (342 amino acids)
Source: RefSeq, a predicted model, not a curated record